Messenger RNA from Aspergillus tubingensis, 1104 nucleotides. RefSeq lists its product as uncharacterized. The transcript is spliced from 6 exons. The record is from RefSeq and is a predicted model, not a curated record. Bases 1 to 1104 code for a protein of 367 amino acids. NCBI's taxonomy places the organism in Eukaryota, Fungi, Ascomycota, Eurotiomycetes, Eurotiales, Aspergillaceae.
AUGGCCAUCUACGGUGGUGCAGCGCCUUCGCUGGCGGGCAGUGUCAUUAUGUUGACGACGCUGGCAUUAUUGACUUAUGGCCUGCGGGUUUACUGCAGAGUGACCAGGAAGUCAUGGAGUGUGGAGGAUUGGAUCAUGACGGUUGCAUUGGUUCCAUUCGCCGUGCUGGUAGCGGGAUGUCUUGGUGGUGCUUUCAAUGGCAUUGGUAUUCGUGAUUCUGUAUUGGCAGAGCCACAGAAUGUGAAAUACCAAGGAGAAGGACAAAAGUUUUUCCUCAUUUUCGAAGUCGGUUAUUGUUCUGCCAUUAUUCCCAUCAAGCUCAGUAUCAGCUGGAUGUUGAUCCGAGUGGCCGAAGGUCGCAAAGCGUACCUCUACGUGCAAUACGUGGUGAUUGUUGUCUUUGUGCUGAUGAAUAUCAUCGCAUUGAUCUUUAUCUUGAUCAACUGCAUCCCUGUUGAGGCGGCCUGGGAUACCUCACUACUCGCCAAGGGAGGACACUGCCAGCCAUCCUACGUGUUGGCUGAUGUCUACUACGCCUGCACGGCUGUUAACAUUCUCACUGACUGGGUGACGGCUUUCAUGCCCGUACCUCUCCUAUGGAAUGUCCAACUGAACCGCAACACCAAGAUCUCGAUUGUCGGACUAAUGGGCCUGGGUGUCUUCGCCUCUAUGUCCGCCUGCGUCCGUCUCAAAUACACCGUCGCCCUAACCAGCCAAUCCAACUACCUCUACAGCGUCACCAACGUGGUGAUUUGGGGAUUCGCCGAAAACGCCCUGGGCAUGAUCGUCGGCAACGUCGCAACGCUGCGCCCACUAUUCCGCGUCCUCCGCGACCGCAAGACAUCGUCGAACAACCGAUACAACUCCCGGGGAUACUACAGCUCUCAGCGCACGGGACCGGCAAACAUGUAUUCUCGCAAUUACGAGCUGGCUGAGCAGGGGAAGCAUACCAACAAGAUCACCACUACCUCGGUACCCGAUCAUACGCGACGACCUAGUCAGAUGAGCGAUGGAGAUAGUCAGAAGCAGAUUCUUGCGGGCGGAACACCUCCAGGCGAUACGGAUAUUCUUGUUAGUCGGCAGGUUAUUGUGGCGUAUGAUUAG